AUGUCCCUGCCUGAUGCCCACUGGUCUCUUUCACAGAGCCCCAGCCUCGUGGAGAGUAAAAACUCCCUGGACCUGAUGGAGAUCAUGGGCAACCUCUCCUAUGAUGAUGGCAAUGAGACCUUCCCAGACUACGAUGCUGCGCCCUGCCACAACCAGUACUGUCUCUUCUUCCAGCACGUUGCCCCCCCCUUCCUGGCUGUCACCUGUGCCAUGGCUGCCCUGGGUGCUGGGGCACUGCUGGUGGCACUGACCAAGUGGCCUCGCGUGUGGGGUUGGCCCCAGAGCCGAGUGCUGGUGGCCCAGCUGGCAGUGGGGACAGGUGUCUUUGCUGCCUUGCUGCCCCUGGUGGCAGUGGGCAUCAAGCAGGGUUGGCAGCUGGGCGCAGGGCUGUGCAAGCUCACCCACUUGCUGUGGCACUGGAGCCUCUUUGCACAGGGGCUGCUGGUGGGCAGCAGCUUCUGCAGCACUGCCUGGUGCCGCUGGGACCCUCGGAACCAGCGCCUGGCUGUGGCCCUGUGGGCUGGAGCGCUGCUUCUGGCAAUGCCAGCAGCUCUUGCCAGUGGCACAGUUGCAGCCCCAGAGACAAGCUGCAUCCGCCGGAGUGUGGAUAUCCUCUCCCCAGCAUACCUGCUGCACCUGGCCCUCUGUGUCUGCCUCUUCGUGCUGCUGCCAGUGGUGCUGCUGCUGGCCACACUAGCUGUGCCGCAGCUGAGGGUGGGCUGGGAGCCAGGCACUGGUGCAAGCUGGCUUUUCUUUGCGCUCUGGAUGCCUUAUGGGGUGGGGCUGGUUGUGGAUUUCCUUCUGCAUGCCCGGCUGCUGCAGCCCACCUGUGGCACCUUUGAGCACUUUGACUAUAUGCUGGGGCUGAGCGAGGGGCUGGGGGUGCUGCACUGCUGCCUGGGGCCUACGGCACUGCUUGCCGUCCGCCUCUGUCACCGCCAGGCUAGCAUCAGUGGCAACUGCUGA
Molecule: messenger RNA, 966 nt
Organism: Chaetura pelagica (chimney swift)
Lineage: Eukaryota; Metazoa; Chordata; Aves; Apodiformes; Apodidae
Gene: ACKR1
Product: atypical chemokine receptor 1 (Duffy blood group)
Exons: 1
Coding region: 1-966 (321 amino acids)
Biological process (GO): chemokine-mediated signaling pathway; inflammatory response
Cellular component (GO): membrane
Molecular function (GO): chemokine binding
Source: RefSeq, a predicted model, not a curated record